AGAUACGUUUUUGGUCUUGUCUCACAAUCAACACUGUUAACGUUAUUAAUAUAAACAGUGACAUUAGAAGCGACAAUUGCAGGUGGGAUAAUCCUCUGUGCUCGAUUUUUUGCUUUUUUAAACAUACAAAAUCACUCAGAUUUCGAUCCUCCGUAUCUCUCUCUCUUUUAUAUAUACUUUCCCAUUUUUAACCACUUGUUCAAACCAACCAUUAUUCUCUCUUGAGUCUCUCAUCUCAUCAUCUUUAUCAUGGCUAUCUCCGGCGAUGUUCUCAGAGACUGUUUACCGGAAGUUGUUGGUGACUUUCACGUUCUUGCUGUUGAUGAUAGUUUUGUGGAUCGUAAGGUUAUUGAAAGGUUGCUCAAAUUCACUUCUUGCAAAGUGACUGUUGUUGAGAGCGGAACUAGAGCUCUACAGUAUCUAGGGUUGGAUGGUGAUACGAGUUCAAUUGGUUUUGAUGGUGUGAAGGUUAAUAUGAUAAUGACUGAUUAUUCCAUGCCUGGGAUGACAGGAUAUGAACUUCUCAAGAAGAUUAAGCAGGAAUCAUCUGUUUUUAGAGAGAUUCCAGUGGUGGUUAUGUCCUCUGAGAACAUCUUGACCCGAAUCGAUAGUUGUUUGGAGGAAGGAGCCGAAGAGUUUCUAUUGAAACCUGUCAAGUUGUCCGAUGUGAAACGGUUAACAGAUUUCAUCCUGAGAGGUGAAGGUAAGAAAGUGGAAGGAAAAAGAUCUCAAAAAAGAAGCCGGUCAGAUGAUUCCAUUUCAUCUCUAUCGUCCUCAUGUUCAUCAUGUGAUCUAUCAUCAGUGUCACCGUCUGAAAUAUCGUCCAAGAAAUCUAGACUAUAACCAUUGGUUCAUUAAGAAGUGUUCUUUAUGUCUCCUUUUUUGCUGAACAAUAUUGUUCAUAUCGCGGUGUAAUUUGCGUUUUAUACUAAAAUGAUUGCUGACAGUGAGUAUAGGAUUAGGACUGAUGAAGAUUAUAUCAGGAAUCACUUGCUUUUGUAAAGAAAAAGUUUAUUAUUAGAAAUUAACCAAAUCAGCCAUUUUGCAGGGUCUAGUUUUUUGUUUA
This is a messenger RNA of Vicia villosa (hairy vetch), 1066 nucleotides long. RefSeq names its product two-component response regulator ARR5-like. Gene Ontology annotation, biological process: cytokinin-activated signaling pathway; phosphorelay signal transduction system. Bases 250 to 843 code for a protein of 197 amino acids. The record is from RefSeq and is a predicted model, not a curated record. NCBI's taxonomy places the organism in Eukaryota, Viridiplantae, Streptophyta, Magnoliopsida, Fabales, Fabaceae. The transcript has 5 exons.